GACACACAUGGCAAGCAGGGUUGCCAUCACUGCCGCAUCUGGCACGUGACACACGCCCUCACUCUGCCCGCACUAUUCUCACCCCAAAAACAAGAUGAACCGGUGAUCGUUUUUGGAUGGUUAUUGCUGCACUCCCUUCCCGCCCCCACACUCCUAACAACGAUAACAGACAGCAGAGCAGCGCAGCCGGUUUGUCAAUCCCCGACCCGGCGAACUCUACUGAAGGAAAGUACCGCUGUCCUCCAGCAGGGGGCGGAACAACCUCACACACCUGAUGUUUGUUUCUUCUCUCAGCUGGUACACUGGGCCAGUCAGCAGCAGGAUCAGGAUGAGAAGAUGGCUGGCUGUGUGUUUCCAAUGGGACCAGAGAGCUUUCAGCGCUUCACGCCGGACUCCCUGGCGGCCAUCGAGCAGCGCAUCGCCCAGGAGCGGGCACGACGCAACAAACACUACCAGGAGGACCUGGGUGACGUGGUGCUCCCCCGGCCCCGGCCCGACCUGGAGGCAGGGAAACAGCUGCCGCGAAUCUUUGCCGACAUCCCAUCUCAUCUGGUUGGCGUUCCCCUGGAGGACAUCGACCAGUACUACUUCAAAGGCAAGAGGACUUUCAUAGUCCUGAACAAAGGGAAGGCCAUCUUCCGCUUCAGUGCCACGUCCGCGCUCUACAUCUUCAGCCCCUUCAACCCCAUCCGCAGAAUCGCCAUCAAGAUCCUGGUGCAUUCAUUAUUCAGUCUGUUCAUCAUGUGCACCAUCCUGACCAACUGCUGCUUCAUGGCGAUGUCCGAACCGGCGUACUGGGCCAAAUACCUGGAGUACACCUUCACAGGUAUCUACACCUUUGAGUCGUUGAUAAAGAUCCUGGCGAGGGGGUUCUGCGUGGGGCCCUUCACGUUCCUGAGGGAUCCCUGGAACUGGCUCGAUUUCAGCGUCAUUGUCAUGGCAUAUGUCACUGAGUUUGUGGACCUGGGUAAUGUGUCAGCCUUACGGACGUUCAGGGUGCUGCGAGCGCUCAAAACCAUCUCUGUCAUCCCAGGCCUGAAGACGAUCGUUGGCGCUCUGAUCCAGUCGGUGAAGAAGCUGGCGGACGUGAUGAUCCUCACUGUGUUCUGCCUGAGCGUCUUCGCCCUCAUCGGCCUGCAGCUGUUCAUGGGGAACCUGCGGCAGAAAUGUGUCCGCAGCACGACACACUGCCUCAACGACAGCAUGUUAGCCAACGCCUCCUUCCUCUGCAACAACAAGACCUGGGCGUCACUGCACGACUUCAUCAGUAAUGAGGACAACUUCUACAAAGUGGAGGGAGCCAAGGAUGCCUUAAUCUGUGGGAACAGCAGCGACUCAGGGAAGUGCCCGGAUGGUUUUGACUGUCUGAAGGCGGGCAGGAAUCCAAACUACGGCUACACCAGCUUCGACAGCUUCGGCUGGGCCUUCCUGUCUCUGUUCCGUCUCAUGACACAGGACUACUGGGAGAACCUCUACCACCAGACGCUGCGUUCUGCCGGUAAGACCUACAUGGUGUUCUUUGUGGUGGUGAUCUUCCUUGGCUCCUUCUACCUGGUGAACUUGAUCCUGGCCGUUGUGGCGAUGGCGUACGAAGAGCAGAACCAGGCCACCAUCGCUGAGGCCUGCCAGAAGGAGCGCGAGUUUCAGGUGGCCAUGGAGAGGCUGAAGAAGGAGCAGCAGGUCGCGGCACAGAAGCUUCUCGACUCAGACUCAAUGAUGUCUCCUGAUCUCUCCCCAUUCGCCCUCCCAUUGGACGGAUCGGAGGAGAGGAGGCGGAGCCAGGCUCUGGUGGGCGUGGGCGACGUGGAGGCCAACCUAUCAGAGGAGAAGCUGCUGCAGGUGGACAUGAUGGAGGGGGGGAAGCCCCUCCACCCCCUCCUUGCCCGCUCCUUCUCAUCGAGGACGCGGAGGAGCAGUCAGGUGUCGUCCAUCUUUAACUUCCGCCUGCGGAGCCGGGGGUCAGAAGGAGAGAUGGCGGAUGACGAGUACAGCGUGCCAGGGGACGUGACAGAGGGCGUGGGGGGCCGCACCUACAGUGGGGGAACUUUCAGCGGCAUCCUGCCCCACCCCUGGCCGAAACGCAGGCCGAGCACCUUCAGCAACGCCAGCAGGAACUCACAGGUAUUUUAUCCAACUUUAAACGUCAACGGGAAGCUGUUUGUGGCCAUGGACCAGAAUGGGGUUUCCCCCCCACCUCUGCAAGGGCAGCUGCCCGCCUGCACCAUGGAGAAGGUCAAGGAGGAGAGUGUCCCCACCUCCACCACGGAGCUCAGCACCAUGCUGUUACCUCGCCCUUCAUCCACGCAGGGCUCUGUGCAGAGAGGGAGGGCUCUCAGUGCGGCCAGCUACCUCACCGACGCCAUGGAGGAGCUGGAGGAGGCCCAUAAGAAGUGCCAUCCGUGCUGGUACGUGUUCGCCCACAAGUACCUAGUGUGGGAGUGCUCCCCCUCCUGGCUGAGGCUAAAGCAGCUGGUGAACAUCAUGGUGAUGGACCCCUUCCUGGACCUGGCCAUCACCGUGUGCAUCGUCCUCAACACACUCUUCAUGGCCAUGGAGCACUACCCCAUGACCGACGAGUUCAACGGCAUGCUGAGCAUCGGCAACCUGGUGUUCUCCGGGAUCUUCACUGCAGAGAUGUUGCUGAAGAUCAUCGCUCUGGAUCCAUAUUAUUACUUCCAGACGGGCUGGAACAUCUUCGACAGCAUCAUCGUCUGCCUCAGCCUGAUGGAGCUCGGCCUGUCGGACGUGGAGGGGCUCAGCGUGCUCCGCUCCUUUAGACUGCUCCGUGUUUUUAAGCUGGCCCGCUCAUGGCCGACACUCAACACCCUGAUCAAAAUUAUCGGUAACUCCAUGGGCGCUCUGGGAAACCUGACGCUUGUCCUCGCCAUCAUCGUCUUCAUCUUCGCCGUGGUCGGCAUGCAGCUGUUCGGCAAAAACUACCAGGACUGUGUGUGUAAGAUCUCGAAGGACUGCACCCUCCCUCGCUGGCACAUGAAGGACUUCUUCCACUCCUUCCUCAUCGUCUUCAGGGUGCUGUGCGGCGAGUGGAUAGAGACCAUGUGGGACUGCAUGGAGGUUGCCGGGCAGCCACUCUGCUUACUCGUCUUCAUGCUGGUCAUGGUCAUUGGAAACCUGGUGCUGCUGAACCUCUUCCUGGCUCUGCUGCUCAGCAGCUUCAGCUCUGAUAACCUUUCGGCUCCGGACGAUGACGGAGAAAUGAACAAUCUGCACAUUGCCAUCCAUCGGAUCACAAGAGGACUGGCCUGGUGCCGCAGACAGGUUGUAGAUUUUUUCAACGGGAACCUGAAGCGUCGACGUCAGAAGAGGAAAGAAGCCAAAGCCAUGAUGAAGCUCAAACGCCUGAGCACCAUCCACACAGAAGCCAAUGGAGCCGUCAUAGGACGUCAUGUGGAGAAGUACGUUGUCCCCGAGGACGACAGCUACAUGACAAACCCCAACCUCACCAUCAGCGUCCCCAUUGCCCCCGGGGAGUCAGACGUGGAGUUCCCUGAGGAAGAGGAGGAGGAUGAGGGGGAGGAGGGUGAAGAUGAGCAGAGCGAGGGCUCCGAGGAGGAGGAUGAGGAGGAGGAGGAUAGGGAGGAGGAGAAAGAUGUAAUCAGCCAGUCAGAGGGCAGCACAGUGGACCUGAGGAAGCCUGGCGAGGAAGAGGAUGAAUACUCUGAGAUGGCUGAGGAAGCCAUGGACCCGGAGAACUGCUUCCCCGACUUCUGUACAUCCAGGUUCAGGUGCUGUGACGUGGACACGAGUGGGGGUGCGGGGCGUUCCUGGUGGAGGCUGAGGAAGACGUGUUAUCAGAUCGUAGAGCACAGCUGGUUCGAAUCCUUCAUCAUCUUCAUGAUCCUGCUGAGCUCCGGAGCCCUGGCCUUUGAGGACAUCUACAUCGAGCAGAGGAAGGUGGUGAAGGUGGUGCUGGAGUACGCUGAUAAGAUCUUCACCUACAUCUUUAUCCUGGAGAUGCUCCUCAAGUGGCUCGCUUACGGCUUCAAGAAAUACUUCACCAACUACUGGUGCUGGCUGGACUUCCUCAUCGUAGACGUGUCGUUGGUCAGUCUGGUGGCCAACACUUUGGGUUACUCAGAUUUCGCUGCCAUCAAGUCCCUGCGUACACUGCGCGCCCUGCGGCCCCUCAGAGCCCUCUCCAGAUUUGAAGGCAUGAGGGUGGUGGUGAACGCUCUGAUCGGGGCGAUCCCCUCCAUCAUGAACGUGCUGCUCGUCUGCCUCAUCUUCUGGCUCAUCUUCAGCAUCAUGGGCGUCAACCUGUUUGCCGGCAAGUUUGGACGCUGCGUCAACCGCACAGGUCACAUAUACGAGUCAGCCUUCAUCAACAACAAGUCAGAGUGCGAGGCACUCAACGACACCUCGCUCUACUACUGGACCAAGGUCAAGGUCAACUUCGACAACGUGGGGGCGGGGUACCUGGCUCUGCUGCAAGUGGCAACCUUCAAAGGCUGGAUGGAUAUCAUGUAUGCAGCGGUGGAUUCACGAGCUGUGGAAGAGCAGCCCAUCAAAGAGAUCAAUCUGUACAUGUACCUUUACUUCGUCAUCUUCAUCAUCUUUGGCUCCUUCUUCACCCUCAACCUCUUCAUUGGAGUCAUCAUUGACAACUUCAACCAGCAGAAACGAAAGUUAGGAGGACAGGACAUCUUCAUGACGGAGGAGCAGAAAAAAUAUUACAACGCCAUGAAGAAACUCGGCUCCAAAAAACCUCAGAAACCCAUCCCCAGACCUACGAACUCUGUGCAGGGCUUCUUCUUCGACCUGGCGGGGAAGCAGGCCUUCGACAUCAUCAUCAUGGUGCUGAUCCUCUUCAACAUGAUCACCAUGAUGGUGGAGACGGACGAGCAGUCCCCGCAAAUGGAAUACAUCCUGAACAAAAUCAACCUGGCCUUCAUCAUCGUCUUCACCUUCGAGUGCCUCGUCAAGAUUGUGGCGCUGCGCUGCUACUUCUUCACCGUCGGCUGGAACAUCUUCGACUUCGUGGUCGUUAUCCUCUCCAUCGUCGGUAUCGUGCUUGCAGACAUCAUUGAGAAGUACUUUGUGUCACCCACGCUUUUCCGAGUGAUCCGGUUGGCUCGUAUCGGACGUAUUCUGCGGCUCAUCCGAGGCGCAAAGGGCAUCCGGACGUUAUUGUUCGCCCUCAUGAUGUCCCUCCCUGCGCUCUUCAACAUCGGGCUCCUCCUCUUCCUUGUUAUGUUCAUCUACGCAAUUUUUGGCAUGGCGAACUUUGCCUACGUGAAGCGCCAGUCAGGCAUCGAUGACAUGUUCAACUUCGAGACAUUUGGGAACAGCAUGAUCUGUCUGUUCCAGAUCACCACCUCCGCGGGGUGGGACGCUCUCCUCAGCCCCAUCCUCAACAACUCGCCCGAGGAAUGCAACGCCAGCAUUCCCCACACGGGCACCACAGUAAAGGGAAACUGCGGCAACCCGUCGGUGGGCAUCACCUUUUUCGUGACCUACAUCAUCAUCUCCUUCCUCAUCGUGGUGAACAUGUACAUCGCCAUCAUCCUGGAGAACUUCAGCGUGGCCACAGAGGAGAGCACGGAGCCGCUGAGUGAGGACGACUUUGAGAUGUUCUACGAGGUUUGGGAGAAGUUCGAUUCCGAGGCCACGCAGUUCAUUGAAUACGCAAAGUUGUCCGAUUUUGCCGACUCGCUGUCAGAGCCUCUGCGCAUCAGCAAGCCUAAUAAGAUCAAACUCAUCUCUAUGGACCUUCCCAUGGUGAGCGGGGAUAAGAUCCACUGCCUGGACAUCCUCUUUGCAUUCACAAAGCGCGUCCUGGGCGAAUCAGGUGAGAUGGACGCCCUAAAGCAGCAGAUGGAGGAGAAGUUCAUGAUGGCAAACCCAUCAAAGAUCUCCUACGAGCCGAUCACAACCACUUUGAGGCGAAAACAGGAAGACGUGUCCGCCGCCGUGAUCCAAAGGUGCUAUCGGAGGCACCUGGUUCGGCGGCAGCUGAAGGCCGCCUCUUACUUGUACCGCCAGAUCACGACACCUCGGCAUGUGGGGGAGGAAGGAGAAGAAGGAAGCGAGGGGGUAUUUGUGGAGGAAGCGCCUGAGAAAGAAGGGUUGAUUGCCGCCAUGAUGAGGGAAAACUAUGGCUCGAGUUUAAUAGGAAUGGAGCGCUCUGAGACUAUUUCCGCAACCUCUUCCCCGCCAUCCUACGACAGUGUGACGCGAGCCACAUCGGAGAUAUUUCACCCGCUCGCCGCAAAGACAGAUACUACUGCCGUUGACACACAGGGCAGCGAACCGAACGAACAAUUACCCUCGUUGGACAGACAGCAGGACGCCGUUCCAUAGCGGGAAGCGGAAGCAAAAGCAAAAAAAUCCUAGGUUUGGGUUUGUUCCUUUGUUUGAAUGUACCAUAGCUGAGAAACGCUGAGGAAGACGGCAAAGGGAAGCUAUGAGCUAGGAGGAGUUGCUUAAAGGAGCAAACACAGAGGAAUAUUUACUACCUUUAAUGUUAUUUCCUGUUCCCUGUGGGGAUUCCUGGGCUCACUUUGGGAGUUUCUCAAAGGGAACUGCAAAGACUGAGAGGAAAACCCCAUCUGCCUUUGUUGGAGUAAAAGACACAAGAUCCCUUCGACCUCUGGGAUCAUUCAACUGGAGUCGAGGGUUCGGGAAAAAAAUGACUGACCUUUGACCUCAGUUACAACUAUAUCAGAUGUAUCCAUCAUUUAUUGGCCUUGGGGGGUUUGUGCCUUCCCGCAAUUGAUCAAUAUUCUCAGAGUUUGCCUGGCCAUAGGAGGGCGGUGUUCCCGGUGGUGUUUCUCGAAACUUUCUGACUGACUGAGACUCGAGAGAGGAGGGAAAGCGAUGAAUUUUAACAAAUGUUUUCGUAGUAAAAAGUAUAACUUUGUUGAUGUUACCAGUCUUUUAAUAGCGGUACGAUUAUUACUAUUUUUUAUAUUUUUUAGAGUAAGUUGACCAUAAAAAGCAGUAUCUCUCUUUCGAUUUCAGAUUGGCACUAGCCUUGAGAGAGUGGUUGAAGUACCACGCUGUAAUGGACGAGAGGAGAGGGUGCGGUCAGGAUACAAACUAAAAACCUGAAAAGCAACUUCAUCUGUUUUUUGCACUUUAAGUUUACAUGUGCUGUCACUUUACCACACCUGGGCAAAGACACAUUGAAAAAGGGGCCAGGGAUGUAUUUAUUUUUCCUCUGAAACCCUUUGAGAUAACACCAAAAGAAAAUGAAUACAAGUGCACAAUGAGAUUUUCUACACACUCUUGGACUCUUGCAACAUGUGUUUUGCCCUGGUGGUGAACAUCUUCUUUUAUGUCAGUUUUUUCGCCACUGGGUGAUUUGUCCAAAAGUCCUUCUCAAACUUCACGAACAAAGUGGAACCAAAAACUCAUAUUCCAGCUGCAUUAAUACAUUGCAUUAAAAGAAAAGGUUAGUAGGCUUGUAGUGAAAGCUAAUCCAUGACGUUGGAUUUGGCAAGAAUAAAAGUGUCUUUAGUAAAUACCAUUAAACCCUAGUUUAUCAAUUGAAAUGAUUCUUAUGCUCCUUUAUCAAAAUACAAAUUUGAUUAAGCUUUGCUAAAGAAAAAUGCUAAUUGAUUUGUGACAGACGUUCAUAUCAUAAAUCCUCAGGUUGAUUUCACUUCAAAGUAGGGUAAAUAAUGUUAAAUGUAGUUAAAAGGACCAGACUGUUGGUUUGAGACAAGCUUGGCGAAGAUGCAAAUAAUAAAAAUAAGUUUAAGCCUACAACAAACCUUCAGUCUUAGCAUUUUACCGACUGAACAAAGAAAUAUAUUCAUGCAAGUAUAUAUUACUCAGUACGCGUCAGGCUUUAUAAUUCCACCAAUAAAGUCAAAACGGCUUUUUUGACAAAUCACCCACUGUCAUUAUCUAUCCGUCUGGUUUGGAUUGGGCUCGGCAAACACAAGAUCUUAAACCAAAGUCUGGAGGCUAAAUAAGCUUAGGAUAUUUGAGGUGUCGACUGGCCAUGACCGGAGUGUGACAAUCAACUCAGCACAUCAGCAUCAGGAUUUGACAUGUUUCAUUUAUGAAAAGCUUGCGCUGAUCUUCAUAAUUUAGCUUUCAUUACGUCACCAGUGUCGUGGAAAAAAAGCUGUCUUCAAAACACAAAACUAUGCAGCUACUAUUUGUAUUCAAUGUCAGAAACCAAUGAGCGUCUGCAGAUUGAAAUCCAGACAUAUUAUUGUUAAGGAGCAACUUUCCCAUUACUUUACAAGCUCAGGCUUGCUUAGACCAAAACAUUUUCAGAAAAAAUAUCUUAAGAAUGAACAACAAAUGCUCAAGAAAAACAAAGUGCCAUAACUAUGUUCCAAAGGCCCAUUAUUCCGAAAGCCCAAUUCCUCAAAAAAUGCCCUGUUGACAGGAUGAGACCCAUCUGUCGAGAGCCCAGACUCCCAAAAAAUAGAGACACAUUUUUUAGAAAAUGCAUGAAAUGUUUAGAGUGAACAGGCUCUCAGAAAACCAAACCUUUUCAGACAAUAGGAUUUUGUGAAUGGUCCAUUGGAAGAGCUGGCCAUCGGGAAAAUACGCAGGUCCUAGUCAAACAGGGUUUGUCUGUGUUAAACCAAAAUAGACCCAGGAGUCAUUUAAAAAUGGCCGCUGCUGAGCAAGUUUUCCAGAACACUGACGUGACGCUUGAAGCUUGAAGCUUUUAUUUUUCUGUAAAAUUCUACGAAGAGUUUCUUUUCAGAUGUGAGGGAAGAAGUGAAUACAUUCGGAUUCCUAUUUGGAAGUUUAAUUUCUUAUUUAAAAAAAUGUAUGCAUGGUUUUACAAAUUACUGGGGCAGGUAAACCCAGAGAACAGUUGUCUAUACAGUAUAAAUAUUAUAGCCUUUUACAUGAAUACAAAUGAUCGAUAUCAAAGUGAUAUCCCAUUUUGAAAAGACACUCUUCUAUUCAAAUCAUCUUGUAAUUUAUUGAUUUAUUUAUUUAGUUUUUUCUGAUUGAUUGCUUUAUUUCAAAGAUAGUCUUUUUUAUUAUUUUUGCACGCUUUAGCUGCAUCCAGAAAGACAGCUCUUUGUCCAUUUUGCACAGAGAAACAAAAAACAAAGGGGCGCGUCUAGCAAUAAUGGUUUGCCGAUACACUUCUAAGUGGAAAACAUUUGACUUUACUGAAGUUUUCUCACUGUAUGAAUCUGAGGAGGAAUGUUUGCCACAAAAACACGGUGCAGGUGCAUACAGUGUCAUGAGGCCGAUGUGGAGCCGUGUUUGCGCUUGUUUUUAUUAAGAUGAAGUGUCAAAGUGUGUGUGUACAGUCUGCUUUGAUCUCAAUAUUUCGAACAACCUCUCUCUCUCUGUCUCUGUUGUUGUGGUCACCCGAGGGAUCUUUACUAAGCGCUUUACUAGACUUUAGAAAAGUAACAAAAACAAAUCAAAAAAAAUCCGUUUUACUGGCAGCGCCUGGACUCUAUUUCUACUAGAUUCUAUUGAGAAUAGACAACCAUAUAAACUAGGUAAAUACUUAAGACACUGCUGAACUCUGCUGCGAGGCGUAUUUCAGGUUGCAGUUGUGCUGAAGGGCUGUUUUCAGUAGCAAUAGACCCAGAGUGUGCCUGCUACAUAAGAACCCCACACCCCAAGCCAUGCGUUCAUUGGUUGAUUGAUAAAGUGCUUGAUCGGCAGACUGGUUGAGGCUUUCAUUUCUUAACUGAGUGAUUAUUUGACUGGUCGGUUGGCUGAUUUCUGAAAUGAUUCUUAUGCUUUUUAAUAUUGAACGAGGUUCGUCCCCCUCCAUCACCGCUGUGACUCUUCCUCGUAAAGUUGUCGAACAAACAGCACAGAGAGCUGACUGGCUGAUUUGGUUCUCUAUUUUUUACUUUGAAAAGAUCAAAAAGCUUCAGAUUCGCUAAAGACUGCAGGGGAAAAAGUGCAUUUUUGUGUUUAAACAGGUAACAAGAGACCCCGUUUGGGGGAUUUAGGGGAAUUUGUCCUGCAGUACUGUGAGGGGCCAAUGGUGGAAAUUGGCAGCACUAUCUUUAAGGAGUACUUUACCAACAAAAUGACCAUUCAUUUACCAGUUACUCACCUAGUUUCAUCCUAAUUUCUGUGGAAUGGAAGUAAUGUGGCCAAGUUUAGCAACUUUAAAGUUUCUUAAACACAUGCAUUUGAACUCAAAUCUUACUGUUUCAACUUCUGCAUAGACAGUCCAAUGCACGGACUUGCAGUGACCUGCACAAGCAGAUUAUAUAAGAAAAGGCCUGUUUUGGGGUAAUAGUCAGCAAACAACUGGAUAAAUGUGCUAUGGAUUUGGUGUUGUUAAACCUGGAUUUUCUCUAUUUUCAUUCUCCGUUGAGGAAUGUGGGAAAAGCAAUGUUUUUCAAGAGUGAAUCGUAACCCGUUCAGUUGAUUAAUGUUGUAAUUUAAAGGGUAAACUAUUUCACCAUGUCUCACAAUACCACUUCUUAAGCAACAGCAGAGGAACAACAGGCACAACGUUUCCCUCACAGUGUAACUUCAGUGAAUCUGGAGCUUUAGACUCUGGUUUGCACUGAGCACAAAAACACAGCCUUUACUGUCAGGGCAGUAAACUGGUCUGAAGCUCAGAGUUGUUCACAUGAAUUCCAACAUCAGCUCUCGGUACAUGAACUACACUCCACGACACUACUGGCGGGAAAAACCUUCAAAAUAACCCCCAACAUGUCUGCGCAGGAAACGAAGAUCUGUCACUUUACUUCCUGUUGAGAUUUUGAAAAAUUAAAGCAAAAAAAUCUUAUUUUGGAGGAAAACUACCAACUUUGCUCUGAGCUGUGGGUCGGUCCAUGUGGUGCUACCAGGGGUUAGGAAGAGUCCAAAUUAAGAUUAGAGGGGGGGGGGGGGGGGUGUUAAAAACACAAACUGAGAAUCUCUGCUCCUUCCUGCCUUCUUUUACCCGUUUCAAAACCAAAAGCUGCUUUGUCACCUUCAAAAUAAAACGACAAACAUCUGCGGAAUCAACACGGAGGAAAUGCACAGAAAACAAGUUUCAUUGUUCAUUAUUAUUACUAUUGUUACUAUAAACUGUGUGAUAAAUGCAAUACAUCAGUUAUGUAAACAGGCAGUGAGUGAUGCUGUAUCUAAUUUACAGUACGAGGAUAAUAACGAUGAUGUUUUUACUGUUUUCCUCGUCAUUAAUUUGCUUUUUUCCAAGCAUUCUCUCACUGCUUAUUAACCACGUCGCCCCGUUUACACUGAGCUGGUUUCACAACGGUUGUUAAAAUCUCUCCGGCUUCAUAUCAGUUCCUCAGAAACCCCAUAUCUCAAGAAAGUUGCCUUUUUCCAAAAAGGGAGGGGAGAUUAUGUCAAAUUGUACACCUCCUGAAUUGUCCUUUAUUCCAGCAAAAAAAUUGGGGAAAUUCCUCAGAGAUUUCCACAAAAAGCACGUUGAAAAAGGUUGGAGAUAAGACGUUUCUAGAUACAAACGGUUAUUGUGGUUUUUGCUGAAAAAGCAGGUGUGCAUUAUAUUUGCUGGAUGAAAACCUUGUAAAUCAAGAUGUUGAACUUAAGGAUAAAAAGGAAGCAUUAGAGUGUUUUCACUCCAUCACUGAGCACUGAGUACUUUAAAAAAUACAAUUUUAAAGUCUAUUUCCAAAACAAGUUACUAGGUUUUCCUCCGACCUCUCGCUCUGCAACCGUUGUUAACAUCAUGUGAAACCUCAGUGUAAAGAGGGCGAAAGCCGUGCCUCAGUGACCCCACCUUGGUGUUUUAGACACAAUAAUAAUAACUACAAUGAUUAUGAUAUGAAUAUAUAUAUAUAUACUUUUUAGUACUUUGAGUUGAAAUACUUUUUAGUAUUUUGCAAAUACAUGUCUCUGUAUAUAAAAAACAAAAGCCUCCUGUAAUAAAUGAGAAAAAAAUUUAAUACUGAA
Messenger RNA from Eleginops maclovinus (Patagonian blennie), 11847 nucleotides. Its product is annotated as sodium channel protein type 4 subunit alpha B-like. The coding region runs from base 337 to 6321 and encodes 1994 amino acids. Lineage: Eukaryota; Metazoa; Chordata; Actinopteri; Perciformes; Eleginopidae. Gene Ontology annotation, molecular function: voltage-gated sodium channel activity; protein binding. Gene Ontology annotation, biological process: neuronal action potential; membrane depolarization during action potential; sodium ion transmembrane transport. Gene Ontology annotation, cellular component: axon; plasma membrane; voltage-gated sodium channel complex. The record is from RefSeq and is a predicted model, not a curated record. The transcript has 33 exons.